Molecule: messenger RNA, 1587 nt
Organism: Brugia malayi
Lineage: Eukaryota; Metazoa; Nematoda; Chromadorea; Rhabditida; Onchocercidae
Exons: 11
Coding region: 1-1587 (528 amino acids)
Biological process (GO): triglyceride metabolic process; glycerol-3-phosphate biosynthetic process; glycerol metabolic process
Cellular component (GO): mitochondrion
Molecular function (GO): glycerol kinase activity
Source: RefSeq, a predicted model, not a curated record
AUGCUUGAGUCAGGAGAUUACGGCGAAAAAAGAGGAACGGACAUUAUUGCGAUUGAUAUUGGAACGACAGCAAUUAAGGCUUGCCUGUACGAUUCACGUUGCCGACUCGUUAGCUAUUCCAAAGAAUCAAUUAGUGUCCAGUUUAAAGGUGCCACUGAGGAUGGUCUUCGCGCAGAAAUUGAUCCUGAUAUUCUUUGGAAUCAGUUGGUUACAUUGGUUUCUGAACUUUUGAAUAAGACAAACCGUGAUGCACGAGCAGUAGUUGGUAUGGGAAUUAGCUGCCAAAGGAAUACAUUCAUUUGUUGGAAUAAGGAAAACGGAAAACCCUGUCAUCGACUAGUUACUUGGAAAGAUUGUCGUGCACGGGAGGAAUGUAAGAAGUGGAACAAUUCGUGGUCUAUAAAAGCGAUAAAUUUAAUUGGUUAUAUCUUGCACAAACUAACGCGGUCUGCAAGAUGUAUGGCUGCUCGAAUAUUCUCCUUUUUAAAUGCGAUGGUGACUCAUCGUUUUUUAGUCACUCUUGCUGAAAAUGCGGAAAUGCAACGACUGCUUAAGCAAGGAAAACUAGCCUUUGGUUGUCUCGAUACUUGGUUAAUAUACAAACUUUCUGGUGGUGUCGUUUGUGUUAGUGAACCUUCUAACGCAAGUAGUACAGGAUUGUUUGAUCCUUACACGAUGGAGUGGGGCUACAGCUUAUUGCAAUUCCUUUCCUUUCCUACAUCAGUUCUUCCACGUCUUUCGUUUUCUGCUGGAGUGACGCUUGCUGUUACCGAUAAGAAGUUAUUUGGCGCUCCGAUUAUUGUAGCUGCUGCCGCAGGUGAUCAGCAAAGUGCUCUAUUUGCUUGUGGUUGUUGGAUAGAAAAUAAUAUUGUAGUUUCACUUGGUACUGGAUCCUUUGUCGACGUCAAUACUGGCGCAUCACCUCACUCUUCUCUUAAAGGUUUAUACCCCUUGGUCGGGUGGAAAUUUCCGAAUUCAGUGAAAUUUGUUGCGGAAGGAUGCUCUCAGGAUACUGCAAUAAUUUUGCGUUGGGCAGAAUCUAUCGGCUUAUUUGAAGAUAUCACAGUUACUUCACGAAUGGCUCAAAGUUGCUCGAUUUCUGGCUUGUACUUUAUUCCCGCGUUCUUUGGUAUCCAGACUCCACUAAAUGACGAUACUGCAUGCUGUGGUUUCUUGGGCAUUCGUCCAGACACUACUAAAGAGCAGAUGGUCCGCGCAAUGCUUGAGUCUAUUGCAUUUCGAAUCUAUCAAAUAUGGAAAACGGUUAACGACGAAAUCGGCACUUGCUCUACGGAAUUUGUUAGAUGUUGUGGUGGUGUAUCGAUGAAUGAUUUUAUUUGUCAAACAAUUAGUACUCUAAUCAGACUUCCGUUACAAAGAAUCACCAGUCCAAGUUUUGCCUCCGCAUGUGGUGUUGCUAUGAUGGCAGGAAUCACAUGUGGUUUGUGGAAGAAGGAUGACUUGGAUGAUCUGAUUGAUAUUGAAAAGACUUUUGUUCCAGAUUUUUCCAUUCGCAAGAGAUUACUGCACGAUUUUAAAAAGUGGGAAGCAGCCAUGCAGAGAUGUCUCCAUUUUUACGACACCUAA